AUGGGCGCGGUCGCUCAAGGUGCCUGUUGUCUUCCCUUUUGCAGGCUGACUCGGUAUAUUGUGUUGCUGUGCUUCACCAAGCUUUUAAAGGCCUUGGGGCUGUUUGAAGCUUAUGAUCUUCUGAAAGUGGUCCACCUUGUACAGUUUAUCUUUGUAGUAAAGCUGGGGUCUGCAUUUUUUAUGGUUUUGUUUCAAAAACCAUUUUCUUCUGGAAAAGUGGUAACGAAGCGUCAAUGGAUCAAAAUUUUUAAGCAUGCCGUUGUGGGAUGUAUCAUUUCACUCUUGUGGUUUUUUGGCCUUACUCUUUGUGGACCACUAAGGACGUUGUUGCUGUUUGAGCACAGUGAUGUGGUUGUGCUAUCACUCCUUAGUGUUCUGUUCACAAGCUCAGGUGGAGGACCAGCAAAGACAAGAGGGGCUGCUUUUUUCAUCAUAGCUGUCAUCUGCUUAUUGCUUUUUGAUAAUGAUGAUCUCAUGGCUAAAAUAGCAGAACAUCCUGAAGGGCACCAUGACAGUGCUCUUACCCAUGUUCUGUAUACAAUCAUUGCUUUCCUGGGUGUUGCAGAUCACAAGGGAGGAGUGCUGCUUCUGGUACUGGCAUUGUGUUGCAAGGUUGGUUUUCACAUGGCUUCCCGAAAGCUCUCUGUAGAUGUAGGUGGAGCCAAGCGUCUACAAGCUUUGUCUCAUCUUGUUUCCGUCCUUCUGUUGUGCCCAUGGGUCAUCGUCCUCUCUCUGACAACAGAGAGUAAAGUGGAGUCCUGGUCUUCCCUCAUCAUACCUUUCAUAACAGUCAUCUUUUUUGUUGUGAUCUUGGAUUUCUACGUGGAGUCUAUAUGCUCUGUCAAGAUGGAAGCUUCCAAAUGUGCUCGAUAUGGAUCCUUUCUCAUUUUCAUUAGUGCACUGCUUUUUGGCAAUUUUUGGACACAUCCAAUAACAGACCAGCUUCGAGCUAUGAACAAGCCACCAUACCAUGAAAGCACAGAGCACGUCCUUUCUGGAGGAGUGGUAGUGAGUGCCGUUUUCUUCAUUUUAUCUGCCAAUAUCCUGUCCUCCCCCUCCAGGAAAGGGCAGAAAGGCACCCUUAUUGGCUAUUCCCCUGAAGGCACUCCUCUGUAUAACUUCAUGGGUGAUGCAUUGCAGCAGAGCUCUCAGUCACUACCCCGGUUUAUUAAAGAGUCACUGAAACAAAUCCUUGAGGAAUAUGAUUCCAGACAGAUCUUCUACUUCUUGUGCCUAAAUCUGGCGUUCACUUUUGUGGAGCUUUUCUAUGGAGUGUGGACCAAUAGCCUUGGUCUUAUUUCUGAUGGAUUUCACAUGCUUUUUGAUUGUUCUGCUUUAGUGAUGGGGCUUUUUGCAGCUCUAAUGACAAGAUGGAAAGCAACUCGCAUAUUUUCCUAUGGGUAUGGGCGUGUAGAAAUUCUCUCUGGAUUUAUUAAUGGACUCUUUCUAAUGGUAAUUGCUUUCUUUGUCUUCAUGGAAUCAGUGGCCAGACUGGUAGAUCCUCCAGACAUAGAUACAAAUAUGUUAACGCCAGUUUCUGUUGGAGGGCUCAUAGUAAACCUUGUCGGUAUCUGUGCCUUUAGCCAUGCACACUCCCACGGGGCUUCUCGCGGAGCCUGUCACUCGCAUGAUCACAGCCAUUCUCACCACGGGCAUGGCCACAGCCAUGGGCAUGGCCAUUCCCACAGUGACCAUGGGCACAGCCAUGGACAUUCCCACGGGCCUUCUGGAGGAGGCAUGAAUACCAACAUGAGAGGUGUAUUUCUUCAUGUGUUGGCAGAUACUCUUGGCAGUGUUGGCGUUAUCGUAUCCACGAUAUUUAUCCAGCAAUUUGGAUGGCUGAUAGCUGAUCCCCUCUGCUCUCUUUUUAUUGCUACGUUGAUUUUUCUCAGUGUUAUCCCACUGUUGAAAGAUGCCUGUCAAGUACUUUUGCUGAGGAUACCUCCAGAACAGGAGAAAGAUCUGCACGCUGCUUUAGAAAAGAUUCAAAAAAUAGAUGGAGUCAUAUCCUACAGAGAUCCUCAUUUUUGGUGUCACUCUGCGAGUGUUGUAGCAGGUACAAUACAUGUACAAGUGAUGUCAGAUGUGAUGGAACAGAGAACUGUACAGCAGGUUACAGCUAUUCUUAAAGAUGCUGGAGUAAACAACCUAACUGUUCAAGUGGAGAAGGAAGCCUAUUUUCAACACAUGUCUGGCCUCAGUACAGGAUUUCAGGAUGUCCUUGCAAUGACUCAGCAAUUGGAAUCCAUGAAAUACUACAAAGAUGGUACUUACAUCAUGUGAUAUGAAGCUGUGUUCACCAGGGGGGACGUAACCAGGGAAGCUCUGGGAUUCCAUAUUUGUAUUUUUUGUCACAAGAACUUGCACAUACCUGUACAGAAACAAGUGUACUAUAUAUAUGAAUUUUUUAAGCAUAAUAUCUUUAUUAAGAUUGGAUCAAGAUGCUUUUAUAAUGGAAAUGAGAUGGACUAGAAUAUCUGCUGUAUAUGUGGAAAUAAUGGAAAUCUUAAAUACUCGGUGUUUAUUAAACAGAAAUCUUGCGACUUGUGGAUGAGCACAGAUAUAUUCCAUACUUUUUAAGUAUGGAACAUCAUGAUUAUUUCCUUUGCUAUGGGAAAUGGAAAUAGUUUAGGUUGCAAUAGAAACAAUCAACUGAAAAAUUUUUUUCAUUCAAACGUAGCUUGAAGACUCUUUGAAUUAAAAAAAAAAAUACAUGUUUAUUAUGAGGAGUAAAAAUUAAACAAUAUGAAGUCAAGGUUUUUUUGCAGACUUUGUUAUAUAGGAAUGGAAAUAUACAGUUUUUAUAUUACAUCUGCAUAUAAAACUAGUUUCUAAACUUAAUUUUACUGCAUCAAAGCAAAUAGAUGUUACCAUUUCAAAUUUAUCUCAAUUUUUAAGGAUAAAAAUCCACCACUCAUGUUAACAGCGAGUAAUUGGGAGAAAUAACAAUCGUAGAUGCUUUUCUUUUCUUGUACUAUUUUUAUUUAAGAUUCCUGGACAGACUUAGUCAAAACCACUGUGUAAAAUAACUGUUUUGUACUUUUUGUAUGAAUAACUGCAAAUGCAAUACUUCAUGCUUAAAAUUAAUUCACCAGUAAGCAUCCACUUUCUUUCAUCCAGCUAAACUUUACCUCUUCAAGACAGAAUAUUCUGUCACUUACAUGUUUUUUUCCUCCCUACAGAGCAGCUAAUUGGAUGGAGUUCAUAUUUACAGAUUUUUUGUGAUAAGUAUUUCAUAACUUUCAAUUGUGCCAAAAUCUAUUAACUUCCAAUGGAAAAUAGGUUAAGGAGAGUAACUGGAGAGCAGCUGAGUGACCUGGCAAUGCAAUCGUUACUACUUGUGGCUUGCUGAUUACUAAAAUGCUGUUCGUUAGUUGUUUUUUUUUUUCUUGACUUGUUCAAGAUCGGCUAUCGGAUUAAGCGGCUGAAUGACUAGCUAGGCAAAAAGAGAAGAGACUUUCCAUUUGAAUAGAUGACAGGGUUAUCUAUUCAGGGUUAACCUGAUCUAGGUUUAAAAACAAGAAAAGAAAAAAAGCUCAAACUGUACCAUAAUACAACAGCACGUCUACUGCACUUAAUUUUGCCACUGUGUAGUGCCCAAGGGACAACUGACUCCUGGUUUAGAACGCUGAGCUACGCCAGCAGUCUGGGACUUUGGCAAGGUGCUGAAGCAAACUGGAAACUGAGACUUCUUGACUGAAAAGAGAAGAGGAGCAUUUGAGAAAGAAUUGUGCAUGUUGGGGUCGAAAUACUUGCAGAGAAGACAAAUCUCCGUCUUUAGGGAGAACCUGUUAACUGGGUAAAAACAGCAUAGGUCUUUGGAGGUAGUUAUCGUUAUAUCUGUUAAUCUGUCUUCCUGUGCAUGUCUUUUCUUCUUCCUGUUUGAAAACCCUUAAGUAUUUUCCUUUUAAUUCAGCUAUCAAUUCAGUGACUAGCAAGAAUGAGUAUAUCUUUCAUCAUUCCAUAUAUCAUACUAGUCUUACUCUGUCAUACUGUUUUCUUGUUCUGUUAUUCAGGAUAGAUGCCAGAGUUGUUUUAAUAAAUACUUGAGUUGAUGCUAGUGGAGCUCAGUAUAGUGAUGCAGGAGUCACCUUAUUUAUCAGAUCAGAUUCAACAGAGAUGCAUUUUAAAAUGUUCUCUAGCAAUUCUGACUCUCUUGUGAUCAGACUGUUUAUACAAUCUGUAGAAUUUCUUAGAGAUCUGUUAAACGCGUUUUCAUUCCGUUCUCUUCUCCUAGUGCUGUAUUGAAAUUUAUGCAGUGCAGGACAGAUUUCUUUAAGGGGUUGGAAAAAACUGUUGUCAGAAAGCUUCUAAAAGUUGCCUUGCUUUCAAGUGACUUAUUCUGAAUCUUGAUUGUUUUAAGUUCCUUCUUAGCAGCUCCUUUCCCAGGCUGGCACUGCAGAACCAGCAGAGUAUCUCAGUAGCGGUAUGGGAACAAGAAAGCAUGUUACUUCACCUGCUGAUCUUACUGCAUAUUCAGCUUGUACAAUAUACGGUGUAGGGGGUUGCCCUGGGAACAGGAAAUUAUUUGUAGUGGAAACUAAUGCCUUUUGCAGUAGUUUUCGCACCUUCCCACCUCUAGGAGGCUCAGGUCAGUUGGAUAACAGUGCUACAAUUAUACUUGACUCAUAAGAGAUCUUUCAGUUUAUGAAACCAUUUUUUUUCAAACAAUAAAGCUUUAGUUAAUAUUUUUGUUUGCCACUUAUGUUUGAGGUGGUUGAAGCAGAACUGACAGUAUCUCACCAAACUGAGCAUUAGCCCCAUCUUGGUCGGUAAAUAAAAAGGGUGGUGAUUUUUCUUUUUAAAUCAAAUUAUUUUAACAUAAUUGCUAAGCCUCAAUACUUGUCACAGCUUUCUCCAAGCCAAUGCAGAUUUCCCAGUUCAGCCCCAGGCAAUAGGACCCAAAACCAAUUAGGGUAGCUGGGAGCAUGUUAGAUGAUCGUGUUUUGUCAGCGAGGAUCAGCUAUGAUGUGCUGCUCUGCACCCUGACAAAUGUUGCGCAGCUUUUCAGGUUUUGCCCAACAGGCGCACAGUGUUACCCUGGUUCUCCUGACAGGAGCAGAGCACUACAGUAGGCACAGGCUGCCUUCGGUUAGCGUCCCGGAAGCUCUCAUCUGGUGGCCGUAAUCCUCCAAAGGCCUUUCUUCAGGCUUCCCCCCGCGAUCUAUUAGACCUGUGCUGUUUGGGCAGUUGUACAAAUCGCAAGUAUAGGCCAAUUGGAAUAUUUUAAUAAGUACUUCAGUGUGGAAGUUCCUAUUCUAGUCCUUUGAUCUGUAUGCAGACAGUUACAAUGAAACAGUUCUGUUUUAAAUCAGUUUCAUCUUUGAAACUGCAGCUACGAAUUGUACAUUUGGCAGCACGCAAUAUGUGUAUAUACACUGAGAAAAAAAAUAAAUUUAUUUUUCAA
Messenger RNA from Struthio camelus australis, 5407 nucleotides. The record is from RefSeq and is a predicted model, not a curated record. NCBI's taxonomy places the organism in Eukaryota, Metazoa, Chordata, Aves, Struthioniformes, Struthionidae.